Monopterus albus (swamp eel) is the source of this 9066-nucleotide messenger RNA. RefSeq names its product nck-associated protein 5-like. NCBI's taxonomy places the organism in Eukaryota, Metazoa, Chordata, Actinopteri, Synbranchiformes, Synbranchidae. Gene Ontology annotation, cellular component: microtubule plus-end. Bases 879 to 5162 code for a protein of 1427 amino acids. The transcript is spliced from 13 exons. The record is from RefSeq and is a predicted model, not a curated record. Gene Ontology annotation, biological process: microtubule depolymerization; microtubule bundle formation.
AAUAGGGGCAUAAAGAAGAAAAAGAGGCCAACCAGAUUUUAUCUAAAGCACCUGCCAGGUAGACGUUACUGUGCCCAAAUUGUGAGCGCACAAUUCCAGCCUUCCUAACCUAUCGGGGUGUAAGAGUGCCACCUAUGAAGUCAGCAGUGCCCAACCCCCACCCUAAACACAUGUUCACCAUCCUCUGGGCACAGGCUGAACACAGCACUGAGACACAGCUGAGAAUUAGAGAGAGAGAGGGGGAGAGCAGUGAAGUGGAAAUAUGUGUGAGCAUCAGAGAAAGACAGAAAUAGAGCGAUAAAGCAGUGAAUUAGGCAGAGGGAGGAGGAGCAGAAAUAGAGACAGCUUUUUACUGAGACGCUGAUGCUUUGUACAGACAGGGUUAUUUUCUUGUAGCAGAAAGCCGCCGCUGUCGUGUACAGAUGUGAGAACCUUAUGGAUUUGCUUCCUUUUGAAUCUCAGUGGGAUUCAUCACAUCUGGAUGCAAAACAGCUGCAGACGGAGGAUACGACUGUAGCUGGAUGCUAGGAUCCAUGUGGGCCGGUGACGCCUGCACUCUCCUCCGUGGCUACUUUCUUCCCCAUAAGGAUGGCUCCAGGCGCACUGACCCAGAUUGUGGAGUCGUGGCUCUUCGCAGUGGGCUGCUUCUCAGUUGGUCUAUGAAUGUGGUGCAGAUGAGGCAUGUUCUGCACCUCGGUGAAGACAACCCAGCCUGCUGCCUCUGCUGACAUCUGUUUCCGUGGAAACACACAACAACUGGCAGGCUACGCCACCCAGACAAAGCCAUAAUAAUAAUAAUAAUCCCCAGCUGGAGAACAAACAACAUCUGGGUGUGGAGAGAGGGAGAGGGAGCAAAGUCUCAGCAGGGCGGGCGGCAGAUGGUGUCACUGCAGCAGCACUUCUCCAGCAUGGAGGAGACAGUGCACACGCUACUACAGAACCAAGACUCACCGGAGGCCCCCAAGGUGGAUCCACUGGACCUUAUGAAAGCAUACAAGGACAAACUCCUGGAGGAAAUGUGGAAGCAGCAGGACAGCCCGGAGGGCUCCACAGCAGCAGAGACGCCUGCUUCGCCCGAGGCCCGCGGCAGAUUGGGGGAAGAUUCAAAGGACACCAAUCCCCUGCUAGAGCGACUCAGAGCCCUGGAGGCAGAGAACUCUGCUCUGUCGAUGGAAAACGACAAUCAGAGGAAGCAGUAUGAACACUGUCUGGAUGAGGUGGCUAACCAGGUGGUCCAGGCCCUCCUCACACAGAAGGACCUGAAAGAGGAAUGUGUGAAGCUACGGACUCGUGUGUUUGACUUGGAGCAGCAAAAUCGCAUACUGAGUGCACUGUUUCAACAACGUGUCAAAAUGUCCACACUUCCUGUCUCCCAGGAUGUCCAAAGGAAUGGAAAAGCCGGUAUACCUGCAGGAAGGUGGCCCAGCCUACUGAGCCUAACAUGCCCACGCAGCAGCGGUAGUGGCAGUGGCAGUGAACUCUCUCUUUCCAGUGCAGGUAGUGAGUACUCCAGUGGCUCCCACACUUGGGCAGAAGGACGUGGCUUUUCUAAGCAGUGUGCCACAAGUCGGGAUAAAAGGAUGAGUACAGGUUUGGUAUCCACCAAUCAUUCCGCACUUGUCGAGCAGACAGACCUGGGAUGGAAGGAAGGCCAUAUUCUGAAAGGCCUAAAGCGUCUCCAAACGUACAGCUCCAAAGAGGCAUCCUCACUUACAUCUGUACCACACUGCAAAGACUGUAUGACCUCAAAUGAGGGCAUAUACUCACUUGGCGUCAAAUGUGGCCUACCAGCCAUUAAAGCCAAGCAAUUGGCUCCUACAAUUAAACCUUUCAAGGCUGAAACGGGGAUUGCUGCCCUAGACCCUGAUGAUGCAGAUGAUGAUUCACCUAAACAAAGUGAAGAAUCCAAUGACCAACCAACAAAAAAGCUUUUUUGCUUGAAGAAACUGGAUGUCACUCUGGAUGAUGAUGGUGAUUUUCAAGAAGACCCUGUGAAACUUGCAGGGAGUUAUGGUCUAUUCCCCUCACCUGUGACAGAUAACCUCUUAAAUUUGGAGGACCCAACAGUGAAACCUGGUGUAAGCCCAACAGAGAGCCUUGCAUGUCAAGAGGAAAAGAACAAGCAAUCACUAGAAAAACACAACACAUCAGAAAUUAAGUUCCAUGACAGAAAAAAUAACCAAGAAAAGUCAGCUGACCGUAAAUCCAGACUUGAUCAUGUUAAAAGACAACAGGGUAGGCUGGUGAUCAAGGAAGUAGAAGCAGGGACAAGUGAUGUCAGCUCAUCUAUUCCACAAACUGUAACAAUAGCUCUUAGCUGUAUGAAUGAAGCCAGACAGCGCAGCUCUUCAGUGGAGGUUGCUCAUUGCAGAGACUGGGCAAGUCAAGCUACUGGUGAAAGCCAGGACUACAGCAUGUCCGAAUCGCUGCAGAGAAAAGCUAAACCUCAGCCUUGUGACUCAGCAAGGAAGGCUUUCAUUUUGCGGAGCAAGAGCGCAGAUGGAGGACCGGUGCAAGCUAAGCAUACACAUCCUCCUCUUCACCAAAAGCUUAUUAAAGGACCCAGGUACAAAGAAGAGUUGAAUCAUACUGGGCAAGGUACUCCUAGCAAAAGAACAAAUCUUGGUAAAAUACAUGGUUCAAGCAAGGGAGCAGUAUCCAAAUUUGAUAAAGAGGAGGAUAUUGUGAUAUCAGCAAGUUCUAAGUCUCUUGAAAGUGUGCAACAGUGCUCUCCCCUCUCUUGCCCUGUGAAACAAUCAAAGGCAUUUAAGCCUCCAGGGUUCCAUGAAAGCUCAAAAAGUCCAACAAAAUCAACUUCGCAAAUCAUCAGACCUCAAUCAAACAAUAACUCUGUGGAAGAAAGCAUCUAUGACAACUUGCCAUGCUCUCCACAAAAACAGCGACGCCAAGACAAUCACUGUGAUGUUUCCUGUUCAGAACUUAGGUCUCCAUCUCCCCCACCACCCCCAGGUCGAACUACUUCUCUUCUUAGAGCUGACUGCAACUCCUUACCCAAAGCUUAUAAAUCUGUAGAACAGGCUCAAAGCUCCACUACUGGGAAGACAACAUCGAGCACUACCAAGCCACAAUCAAAUCAGCAUUCCUCUUUUUUACAGCCUCACCAUUCCAACACAACUAAUGAGCAUGAACACACAGUCCCACCAAUCGUUGCUGAAGGUAUGACGCUGAGAGAUAACCCUGCCAAGGUCUGCCAUGCCCAGUCAUCCAAGAUACCACCUGUGCUAGUUCAAGAAUCACAAGCUUUAGGGUCAGUCCAGUUAUCUAGGGCCAAAACUGCCAUAUGCCAUGAUGGUGCUUCCUCUGUACUGCCAAAUCAGAGCAUCUUACAAAGAUCUCAGCAGAGCACUAGUGAGCCAAAACUUUCAGAGGUUUUGACUCAGGUAUAUUCUAAUAACAUUUACCAUGGGAUUGCCAGUUCUCAGAAUUCAAACUCUAGACCUGUAAAAAUGGCUCUUCCUGUAAAUGCUAAAUCUCACGAGGCAGUCACUGGGCAGGAAACCAGUAACUUCCUCAUUUUUGAAAGACAGAACAAAGAUGAUGCAAAUUCUAUUACAAAACAUGUCCAGACCUUUCAGACUUUUACUUGUGAUCCCCAGGUGAUACAUGAAUGUGGUGCUCUUGACAAAGCCAAUAGAAAGAUUGAGACGCGUUGUAACUCACUUGAUUCUGAACCCUCCAUUCAACCUGUGGCAUCAGACAGUGGUGUGAUGUUAGACUGGGGAUUUGAUGAGGAGGGCUGGUUGUUUAAAAGGUCUGUGUCAGUGUCAACCAGACCUCUCCUUAAGCCAGUAAUGGGAAUGAAUGGAGCCAAGGUUCGCAGCCAGAGCUUUGGUGCACGCUACAUGGAUAGGCCAAGCUUCAACAAAUCUGGAAAGAUUCGCACCCAGAUCAAAACACACUCAGGGAGCUCUUUGAACUCUCUUGGUGAUAUCCUGCCAGGAAGUAUGAGUUGUUCCAGUAGCUACCAUUGCCCAGUCAAUCAAUCCCUUUUGAACAACUUCUUGAUUGAAGAGGGCCUGACAGUUCCCUCACAUUUGGGGUCCUCCAGUGAAAGACUUCAGAGUCUUAAACUCCAACGUGAGCAGGCUAGGUACCUUCAGAUUGAGCAGCAGUUUUCCAGCGCCUUUGGUGAGCCAGUUUCCGAAGAACCAGAGAGACAAAGUGCUAUAACCACAAUUGAAGAGAAAGUGAUGCUUGGCAUAGAGGAGAACUUGCACAAGUCUCAAGAACAGGAGAGAAACAGUGAAGUGAAGCAAAAAUCUGGCUCAAACUUAGCAAAUUGGUUUGGUUUUCGUAAGAGUAAGCUUCCUGCUCCAAGUGGCAAAAAGACUGAUCCAUCAAAAAUAAAAGAGGAGAAGAGGGAGCAAAAGAUUACAUCACUUCUGGGAGGAAAGCUGACAAAGUCUGACAAAAAGAGAGACAAAAGAAAAAGUGAUGGAAAAGACUGCUCUGUGGGUAGAAGAGAGUCUCAUGAUGCAGUGCGGGCAUGCAUAUCAAUGCCCUGCCCAGGAAUGUCCCUGAAUGAUAUACAAGGACAUAGUGACACCACUGGGGAACCAAAGAUGCAGCUGAUGAGCCAGAGAGCUGAUGGUGAAAAUGGAUCCACCGUGAACAGCCCCAACCAGGAUGCAGUAACAGGCUCCAACUGCAAGAUGCGAACAUUGGACAGUGGAAUCGGGACCAUCCCCCUCCCUGAGUCCUGUUCAUUCUUCUCCUCUAUAUUGCACCUCCUCCCCAAAUCCUCAUCAACACCAGAACAGUCCCUCAGCCCUCCCAGUGUCCCUGGUUCCUCCAGCGAGGACGUGUCUCCAUCCCCAAUGCCCCGCUGGAGAAUCCCCUCCACUUUUAAGGACAGCAGCCAUGCAGGGGUGCCAAACUCUUUGUCCGACUCCUCCAUGACCCAUAUCCAGACAGUGCCUUUCCCCACUGUGGCCUUCCUCCAGCCAGUCCAACCCCAGUCUGAACCCAUUGUGACCUCUGCCAGUGUGUGUGAUACCCAGAGCAGGCUACCCAGACCUCCUCAAGGUGGAAUGCAACCAAAGAAGUUGACCUAUAGCAAAUCGAAAACACGAGCCACUCCGAGCCAACAAAAAGAACAGACAAGACUUCAGCUUGCGAACUGUAAGACACAAGAGAAGUGAAAACUAUUAGCCAUUAGCUGUUAAAUUAACUUAGAGCUUUGAAAACUACAAAAGAACACUGUAAUGCUGUUUUCACAUUCACAGCUGUUCAAACGCUGAGGUCAAAAGACUUUGUGAACUAAAGACAUGGUCACAGUUUCUUUCAUCAGGAGUUUUGCACAAUGAAUGAUGAUAAUGUGUAAUGAAAAAUGUUCAAUUUCACUGAGUAUUAAGAUUAAUGUCACUUCUGCUUCCAGUCUCCUUGUCAGACAUGGUUGAGCUUUGCCUUUCAGAACUUUCCCUGUAGAUGGUAGGUACAGUAAAAUGGUGCAACUUUUCCAUAUUGUAAAAACAGCGCACUUUGCCUCAGAGGUGACCUGAAAGUGAUGUAACUGUAAACAGUCAUUUCUGUCCCCACUGAGCAGAGCAAAGCGAGUUUAAGGUGGUGACUAAUGCAGACAUCAUUUGCAUCUUGCUAUAGUACAUUAAUGCUGACUUUCACAGCGGGUGUGUGUAUGUGUGUGUGAUUGUAAGACACGUGGGUUAAAAACUAGCCACAGGUUUAAGGGUUCACACGCGACACACACACAUUGGGUGUAGUCGAAUUGGUUUUAUUCACUGUAAACCCUUAGAAAACAUCCACCAUUUUAAAACAAUGACUGGUUAUAUACAGGGAGUCAGACCUGGUGUCAUUUGACCUUAACUGGCUUAUACAUGUAACUGAUGUAACUUCAUAUCAACAAGCAGGGAAGAAGGUUUUUGUGAUCAGCAUCAUCUCUGUCCAUAACAUUGAAAUCAAAAACUUUAUGUUUGCAUUUAAACCACAGAUACAUAUUACAUUUCCUUCCAAAAACAUUUCAAUCAUCAUGACUAUAAGUUGCCGACUCUCCUCUGUAUAGCUGGUUGUGUAUGCACAGGCUCUAGGCACUUGUGUUGAAGAACUGUACUGCAGUUUGUCAGGUAGCCAUUUCUGACAAACUAAACACAUACACUACACAAUCAUGCUAAAGUUCAGUAUUAAGCAUCUCUUACACAAGAAUCCAUCUGUGUGAUUGGGAAUUAUUUUCACAAUCUCUCUGUUAUGCAACUUUCCUAAAAGUAUGUUGCUUCACUUGAAAGGGCAUAUUUUUCAUUUUGAACAUUAUUUGCAUGACACGGUGCCACAGGAUCUCACUCUGCUCUAAAUCCUUAUUUCAGAAUUUCUUAAGCCACAUGAGUCAACCUGAAGCAAGGAGUUGAGCAAUCAGUUGGAUUUAUGACUCUAGCUCACAUGGAGGAUCCCUAAAUCCCACAGUUUGGACACUGUCUGCAUAACAGGAUGAAACACUCAGACCUGGACAACAAGGCAGCUUGGCAUCGUAGCUUUCCACCUGUGCUCAGUGUGGUGUUGGUACUGAGUAGCCUCUCGGGGGUUGUUACGGACCCUCUGGCAGCCGUUUUGGAGGUAUGGAGCUCAGGGGCAAAAUGUACAACUCCACUGUCUCACUAGAGUUUCAUAAACAUGGUUAAUUCCUCAGCUGGUUUCCUCGGAGAACUGAGGAUUUUACAAAAGUGUGCUUGGUUAAGGAAAGUGAAACAUUCCUGUCUUGGUUUUUAUUCAUGUAAAAAUUGUUACUGUAGGUCAAGGAAAGUAAAACAGUUUUUGUCAUUCAGCAAACUUCUUGGUUGCAUUUUGAUUCAGUCAGUGCUCAGUUACUACUGUGUGGAUGCUACCAAAGAUCGAGUCUGCUCUUCUGCAGUCCACACACAGACACACAUUACAGCAAACCAUUUUGUCAGACGUACGUCGUACGUGAACAGCUAGCUAAAGUUGCAUGUGUUGAUUUUAGCCACUAGGGGGCAGUGCAGCUACACAGUAGUAGACACAUAGGCCCAAGAUGUUCUAGCUCAUUGUGUUGGCAACAACAACCCACAUUCAUAGAUGCAGACAGAGCAAUAUACAACAUCCCACUGCAAUAUGUUACUGGCCACUAAACGAUUCCAGAAUUCAGAGUACAAUGUUCUUUCUCUUUUUAUCUCUCUUUUAGUCUCCACCAACUUUUAAAAACUGUUUUGGGUGUUUGGCUUGACAGAUGCUGGACUUCAUGAGCCAUUCACUUUGUAGCUUUAUACUGUGGUGUGAGCGGCGUACAGUGAGUUCGUCUCAUUGUGCUGGUUGUACGACCAAAACAAUGAACCAGAAGUAGCUGAAAUGCUAUGCUGAGCCCUGCAGAGUUCUCUUUGGUUUCACUAUCCUCAGUGACACCUUCCAUAUUCCCAUCAUUUGAUUCUAUUUUAUGAUCAAACAUACUGAUUAAUGCAGGUUUAAAUGUUUAUAUGACUAAGCACAGCCAGUUUGCUGCCAGACCUCUUCUAAAAUCCUACAGAACCAAGAUUAUCUGGGUUGCAGAUUUACACUAGAAUCAUUGGGUCACUAAUAUACUGUAUUUUAUGAAAAGCCUCAUAUGGAACCUUAUAAUCUUAAGGUUACAAGCUAUGACUUCCAUCCUGAAAAGAUCUUAAUGUACAUGUCAUUCCUGACUGAGUCAGGUGGUUGUUUAAAGUCUGCACUAACUUGUUGGAAACCUUUUUAAUGUUCACAUUGUUAAUAUUAACUUGCAUGCAACCAGCCUCAAGCUUAUUCGAACCAUAGAAAUGCACCAUAUGAAACUGAUAUGCUAAAAUGACAGAGUUUCAUCACAAGAGGUGAAAAUUACUGAUGUGCACUGUUAAGUAUUUAUGAAAUAUGUCACAUAAUUUGUUAUACUAUGUAAGCAAAGUCUUCUAUAGUGAGUCUGAGUUUCAUGUCUGCAGUUAUUCUUAGUAGGUGUUGCAUCUUUUAAAAUGAAACUCAUAUGUGAAUUGCAUUCUGCAUUUUUAUGCAUUUUCCACAGUGAUGACAUCAAGACAAAGCAGUGAAUUUUGCAUGUAACCUUAGAUGUAACGCACCUAGUAGGCACAUGCUGUAAUGGAUGUUGUUGUGCUAGCUCAGGGAAAAUAUCAUUUAUUGUUGCUGAUAGAUGCUGUGGAUUAACAUACACAACCAGUGAACACGUCAGAUGUCACUGUAAAGGUUUAAGUAUAUUUACUUGUGUUCUUGCUGUUUUUUGUCUGUGCGCUUACCUUUAGGAUGUCACACCAUGCUCGCUCAGUUUCUCUCUAUUAUGUAUGCUGUGCCCUUCCUGGUAAAGUUUUUGGUGUUAUAAAUACGUUCCAACAUAGCGAUGUUCCCCUCUCACACUUUUGUUGGCUGUCUGCCUUCCAUGUGUAGAUAUUUGCCAUAUUGCCAAACACUGCUCUGAGCUACUGUCAUAUACAGAAAAUGAAUGCAACCAAAUCCUCAUGUCGUAUGUGGUCUUAGCCAUAUUCUUUUGAAACACUAGCAACAGUUUACAUGUAGGGUACAAGUGUAAAGCACUAUAAUGUUGCACAAUAUUAUUAGUCAUGUCAUCUUACUGUACUUAUUUUGGUUCACUUGCUACAUGUAUAUUAAGCUAAUACUUGUAAAAAUGCAGUGGUGUUAAUGCCAGUAGCAGCACACGGGUCUAAUAAAUGGAAUAUGUAGCGUACGCAGGUGAGAGGAGGUGUUAAUGGAUCAGGGAUUGGCUGUACUGAUACGGGUAGAUGGAGCGUGAUGUCUGUGUUUCUAAACUGGCUCACGUAAUGACGAGCACCACUCUCACAAGAGCAUCGUAUUUUUCUAAUAUAUACUUAAAUUCCCUGUAUUUGUACUCAGCACUGAAGAGUGUUACUUACCGUUUAUUGCACACCUUUACUUACUAUUACAGUGCUUCUCCUUCUAAAUGUGUUUUUUUCAGAUCCCAAUAAUUACAGUGCUGUUCUCGUGUACCAGUCAUCUUAGCAGUACAAACAUAGAACUGUAUACUACUGAUUCUCCUUGUUUUCUUUGUAAGAGAAAAGAAAAAUAAACUAUUUCAAUACUUAU